Sphaeramia orbicularis (orbiculate cardinalfish) is the source of this 669-nucleotide messenger RNA. Its product is annotated as small cysteine and glycine repeat-containing protein 8-like. NCBI's taxonomy places the organism in Eukaryota, Metazoa, Chordata, Actinopteri, Kurtiformes, Apogonidae. The coding region runs from base 179 to 442 and encodes 87 amino acids. The record is from RefSeq and is a predicted model, not a curated record. The transcript is spliced from 3 exons.
GUGGGCGUGAACAGAGGACACAGGGAGAGGAAAACCUGUCCAACAGAACGAACACACAGACGCUUCAGACUCAUUUUCCUUCAGGUCUUUAUUUGAGUCAAAGUCAAUGGACUGAAAACAGAACAGAACCCACUGGACCAGAGGUCAGAGGUCGUAGCUGAACUGAAGGACAGACAUUAUGGACACAUCAGCCCCAGUUCAAACCAAACAACCAGAGAAGAACCAACAGCACAGUGGGGAGGAGGAUCCAACCCAGUGCUACCGUGCCGAUCUGGGUGAAGGAGGAGGAGGGGGAGGAGGAGGAGGAGGAGGAGGAGACGGGGAUGGUGGAUGUAACUGUCGGGGCUGUCUGUGUGGCUGUGUGGGCUGUCUGGGUGACUGUCAGGACUGUCUGGAAUGUCUGUGUGACUGUCUGCGCUGUCUGGGUGACUGUCUGAACUGAGGGUCCAGACCAGGUGGACCACUGCAGGUCCAUGGUCCGGUCUUUCAGUCCGUCUGAACCAGAUGAAAGCAGUUGGAGGUUUUUGACUCCACCCACAGGCUCCUGUGGGCAGACUUUAUCAAUCGAUAAGUGGUGAUUUUCCUGAACCUGAAAGUGUUGAUAAGAAGAAAAGUGAAUCUUGUUCCUGUAGAUGAUGAAUAAAGCAGGUCCCAUCCAGUAAAGACUGA